Messenger RNA from Monascus purpureus, 321 nucleotides. NCBI's taxonomy places the organism in Eukaryota, Fungi, Ascomycota, Eurotiomycetes, Eurotiales, Aspergillaceae. The record is from the annotation of a GenBank genome assembly.
AUGGUCAGAGGAUCGGACAAAUGGGGCAUCGCGGGGAAUAAUCCUUACUCGCGACGUACUCGCAAACUACUCCGAGAUAACAUUCAGGGAAUCAGUUCUCGUCUCGCGCGCCGCGGAGGUGUCGUGCGCAUGAAAAAGGACAUAUACGACGAGAUAAGGAACGUGAUCAAGGCGCGUCUUACUGAGGUGAUUAGACAAGUCACUCUCAUAAUGGACUCGAGUCAGACUCCCAAAGUUUCUAGGACGGUCGUGACCACGAGAGAUGUCGCCUACGCGUUGAAAAGGAUCGGAAACCCGAUCUACGGUUUCACUAACGUCUGA